This is a messenger RNA of Didymodactylos carnosus, 918 nucleotides long. The record is from the annotation of a GenBank genome assembly. NCBI's taxonomy places the organism in Eukaryota, Metazoa, Rotifera, Eurotatoria, Philodinida, Philodinidae.
AUGUGCGCUCGGCGAUAUCUUUUAUCACAAAUAAAACAUGCAAUUAGUUUUUAUAAUCUACAUAUAACACCUGAAUUACACUUAUAUGCUGUAAAAUCAUUACGUGAUUUACUAUUGAUGGGUAUAGAACUAUUAACCGAGAAUACAAUGAUACAAGUUAUAUCCUUAUUAAAACAUAAUCGUACACCGUUGAGAGAUUUAGGUGCUGAAUAUUUUGAUAAACCGGGAUGGUUAGAUUUAGCAUAUUUUGGUGAUUCAGUUUAUGGUGUCAGUACAAAUACUGUACUAUUUUUAUGGGUAUUCUAUUGUUUUUUUCAUGGAAGACACGGUAUGAGCGUAUUACAAAAAGGUGUCAGGUGUUUAACGAUGGCACGUGCAUUGAGGGUUAUUACUUUUUCCAUCACGGUUCUACCAAAUCCAAAUGAAGAGUGUAGUUUUACGGGACCAAUCGAUCCGUUUAAUCUCAGUCCUGGUGGUGCCUGUAAUGAUUUGUUAUAUAGUGGUCAUGUUAUUGUCUACACGAUAUCAGCAAUUGCUGUUACCAUUCUUUGUCAACAUUAUCCGUUUUUACUCUUAAGACUACUCGUCCGAUUUUUUAUUUGGUUUCAAUUAUUUCAACGUAUUAUUCGUGCUGUUGUGGAAAAACAUCAUUAUUCUGUCGAUAUGUUUCUAGGACUGUGUAUAACGACUCUGAUAUGGCAUUCAACUGUGCUCUAUAAGGAUUUACCACAGUUACCUCCUCGGCUGUUACAACAUUUAAAAACGCUUGUGUUUCCCUAUGAUGACCCAGAAGUUGAUAGACAGUUGAAUGAUGUGAUGAUACUCAUAAAACGAAUCAAAAGGAAUCCCUAUAGAGCGAUAGUAUCAUUGAUAGAAUCAGAGAUUUUUGUUAGGCAAGUACAUAUCAAACAAGUGUAA